AUGACUCAUUUCAGACCGGUAUUUUGCACGGCGAGUGGCGCACUUGCCUCAAGUGAAAUGCGACUAGAGCAGGGUGAAAWUCCACUGCCACAGCGAUUGAAUGCUAAGCAGAGACGUCUCUCACGGCCAAAUACAAAGGAAGAAGUCCGAUUCAAUUCUCUCUUCUAUCUUUCUAGAAAUGUCAGAGAAAUAGAAACGGCAAACAUUGAGGAUUUUAAAGAAAAUGUUACCCUUGGAAAAGGAAGAUUUGGAACAUGUCAAAAGAAAGUAUACAGAGGAAACAUUGUAUGUGUGAAGUAUUUUAAAGAAAACACAACAAAAGAUGUAGUUCAACGAGAAGCCAUGAUAAUAAACAGCUUAGAUCAUCCAGAUGAUGAUGAUAAUGUAGUUUUUAUCACAGGGUUACCUUAUGCAUUUGGAAUAGUAACAACUACACAACCGUUUGCACUGGUGAUGGAGUUCUAUGGAAUCGAUGGUAAAACAGUGACAAUUGCUGAUGCAGCAAGAGACAAUCUACUUUUCGAUCAAAAACAGUGGGCUGUAGCACUGUCUCAUUGUUCGCAAGCGAUUUCACAUAUACACAAAAAUCAUUAUUUGCAUUGUGACCUAAAAGGUGACAACAUUGUUUUCAAUAAUGUCGAUGGAAAUUUUUUUCCCGUCAUUGUUGAUUUUGGAAAAAUGAAAAAAAUUGACGAUGUUAAAAGGUACAAAUUAACCAUACAAGAACAGGAAAUGUAUCGACAAAGGCACAAACACAUUGCUCCAGAAGUUGUGAGGGGCAUCGAAGCUCCUUCUCCUGCGAGUGACAUCUAUGCGUUUGGCCUCGUCAUUUCACUUAUUUGCUAUUAUAAUAGGAGCUUUGAAGAAUUACGAAAAUUAGCUGUUAAGUGCAUUCACGGAACACCUCAUAGAAGGCCUAGAAUUGAAAGUAUAAUGUCAGAUUUGGAUUCAGUGCUACAUUCACGUCAUAACACGGAACAAAUGUAA
Messenger RNA from Exaiptasia diaphana, 987 nucleotides. RefSeq names its product probable serine/threonine-protein kinase gdt4. Bases 1 to 987 code for a protein of 328 amino acids. The transcript has 3 exons. The record is from RefSeq and is a predicted model, not a curated record. Gene Ontology annotation, cellular component: cytoplasm. NCBI's taxonomy places the organism in Eukaryota, Metazoa, Cnidaria, Anthozoa, Actiniaria, Aiptasiidae. Gene Ontology annotation, biological process: protein phosphorylation; signal transduction. Gene Ontology annotation, molecular function: protein kinase activity; ATP binding.